GAAAUUUUCUGUGAAAGUCAGUCCCCUGGUUUAGAAUUAGUUUGUUGGUGUCUGUAGUUUGUUUACAUUCGCUAACAUCGAUCAGGAUAAAAAGCUCAUUCACAACAGUUUUGGUGCAGCUAGCAAUAAUAGAAGCAGAGCUAAAACUGAAGACAAACUGGCAGCUAAGAGCCUACAAGAAUCAAAUCUACAAGCAGCUCAUUCAAUGGCUAGUGUUCAAGUGUGCUAUCCACAACAAUCACCUGGCAUCAAAGGAGUUUGGGAGUCUUCAGCUCUUGGAAAUAUGAGCAACAGCUACAACAUCUCUAUUCCUGGACCUCGAUUUCAAGUGACUGAUGCUUCUAGCUCUAGCCUGACAUUCGACUAUCAGCUGAACAUGCCACAGCAAACUUACUGCAGCAUACAAAACGCUCUUCCACCUCUUCACAUGUCUGUUUCGAAAGCAGUAUGCCAGAUGCCAACAACAAGCAGUCUUGGGUAUGGAUUCUCGGAUGCUAACUACGGUGGAUGCAGCACCCUAUCUAACUCUCUUACUACUUUUAGCAAGAUGGGAAGCAGCACUCCUUUGACACACAACCUUGCAACUGAUAUGACUACAGAAGGCAAUGUGCAGAGUCCGCACAGUGCAACCAUGCCAGCAUCUCUUCCGACAGACGGUCAAAGUUACUGGACAACUGGAUAUACGGGAAAUAUUGGAACUCCGAACACCCCCGUUUCUACAACAACUCUUGGUAGUGCCCUUCCUAGCUGGGCCCCAAUCAUGGAAGGCGCAGGUGUUACAAACUCUGUUGGCCAGAGUCUACCUUUAGCUAGUCCAGUGCAUCAGCAGCAACAAAUUACAAGCUCUGUCACAGCAGGAAUCAGUCCGAUGAUCGUCACUAUGUCAGAUGUGACAGGCCUCGGCAACAAGCAACACCAGCCCCCUCUCUCUACAUCCCACGUAUCUGGCUCGGUAAAUGAUCUCCCUCCUGGCCUCGCCUUUUUGGCUUCUGCCUUCAACAACAACCUUCUCUCACCCCAAGACAUCACCAGUCAACCUCCAACACAGCCAUUGUCGAUGACCCAAGCUCAGCACCACCCAUCUUUGACAGUGGAGCCUUUGAAUUAUCAGCCUACAAAAAGGAAAAGCCCACCCAGAUCAAAAGCAACAAAUGGCAGUUCACCUAAAAAGCCUAACAAAGGACCAAAGUCUCCCUCAGAAAAGCCUCAUGUCUGCCCGGUUGAAAAUUGUGGGAAAAGAUUUUCAAGAUCUGACGAAUUGACUCGACACCUGCGGAUACACACGGGACAGAAACCGUUCCAAUGUCAUAUCUGUCUUCGUCGUUUCUCGCGCUCCGAUCACCUCACGACACACAUACGUACACACACAGGUGAAAAACCAUUCGCCUGUGAGGUAUGUGGAAGAAGAUUUGCACGAUCAGACGAGAGAAAGAGGCACAAGAAAGUUCACGACAAAGAAGCUUCGAGAGAUAUGUCCAAGUCAUCGUUACAGCAAGCUCCGAUCCCCGAGAUUGCUGUCUCCCCUGAAGUUGCCAUAACAACAGCACAAAACACGGCCGAAGUAAUGCAGAGUGCCGAACAACAGAUUAACACUCUUGAACUCAAAGUUGAACCAAUGCCUCUCUCUCCCCUACAAUGAACUUUUUGAGCGUUUCACUUUCCUGUGCCGUAGUUUUUCUUAUUAAUUUUGUGUAUAGACCACAUCCACGUUCCUGUAUUUACAUGGCAUGAUUUACCUAUACUGAUGUACAUAUACGUACUAACCAGUUUUUUCACUUCGUUCAUGUGUGCACCAUAUUAUAGAUCGAUAUUAUGCCUGUGACUUUGUUUAUCGACGUACGAAAUAUUAAUAAUUCGUUAAUUAAUUAU
Messenger RNA from Halichondria panicea, 1869 nucleotides. RefSeq names its product early growth response protein 1-B-like. The record is from RefSeq and is a predicted model, not a curated record. Gene Ontology annotation, biological process: regulation of transcription by RNA polymerase II. Bases 206 to 1639 code for a protein of 477 amino acids. Lineage: Eukaryota; Metazoa; Porifera; Demospongiae; Suberitida; Halichondriidae. The transcript has a single exon. Gene Ontology annotation, molecular function: RNA polymerase II cis-regulatory region sequence-specific DNA binding; DNA-binding transcription factor activity, RNA polymerase II-specific.